UUGCAACCAAGCAAUGCGCGACGACACAUAAUGCAAUGCUAUACCGAACUCGUGGCUCCGACUGCCGUGUCGAACGCCGUCGCCUUACCAUUCAUCGCCCCGGGCGCAACUAACCUGGUCGUUGCAAAGACUUCAUUACUACAGGUGUUUGCCCUGAAGACCAUCGCGACCGAUACCAAACCUUCAUCACUCGGCAAUGCCGACGCAAUCGCUACCGAAGGCCCCGAGAGUGUCCAUCGUCUCGAAAACACAUCCAAGCUGGUCCUGCUCGGCGAAUACCCCGUGUCAGGAACCAUCACUUCACUACAGCGGGUCAAGGCCUUGAACACAAAGACUGGCGCGGAUGCAUUGCUCGUUUCUACCCAGGACGCAAAGAUCAGUUUGGUCGAAUGGGACCCUCUCAAUCACCGUAUCUCGACUCUGUCCAUCCAUUACUACGAACGCGAGACAACAAACACACUGCCAUUUGGGCCCUCCCUUGCCGAUACCCCCAGCUAUCUUAGCGUUGAUCCGCGAAGCAGGUGCGCCGCUCUCAAGUUCGGCACCAAGCACCUUGCAAUCAUCCCGUUCCGCCAAUCCGCUGAUGAUCUGGCCGACGAAGAUGAUCUCGAUACACCUCCGCCAACAAAGGCUCCUGCUGCUGGCACAGAAGCUCAAGCAGAAACACCCUAUUCGGCCUCUUUCGUCCUACCCUUGACUGCUCUCGACCCAGCUCUCACCCACCCCGUCCAUCUGGCCUUCUUGCACGAAUACAGAGAACCUACAUUCGGCAUCGUUUCGUCCAACAAGGCUCCCAGCCACGGCUUGCUCGAUGAGCGCAAGGACAUUCUGAACUACACAGUCUUCACCCUUGAUCUGGAUCAACGCGCUUCUACAACUCUACUUUCCGUCACAGGUCUUCCUUUCGACAUCUUCCGCGUAGUUCCUCUCCCCUUGCCUGUUGGCGGUGCUCUUCUGGUGGGCGCAAACGAGUUGGUCCACGUAGAUCAAGCCGGAAAAACAAAUGCUGUUGCUGUCAAUGAGUUUGCCAAGCUCAGCUCGAACUUCGCCAUGGCCGAUCAGUCCGACCUCGGCCUGCGCCUAGAGGACUGUGUUGUUGAGAAUUUGGACCAUACCAACGGCAAUAUGCUGAUCGUUUUGAACACUGGUCGCUUGGCCGUCUUGUCUUUCCGCAUCGACGGUCGUUCAGUAUCUGGCCUAGCUGUUCAUCUGGUGGACUCUGCUCAUGGCGGUCAUCAGCUGAAGACUGCUGCAAAUUGCGCUGCCUCCCUGGGACGUGGUAGACUCUUCUUGGGCAGCGAGGAUGGUGAUUCUACUUUGAUUGGCUGGUCCAAGAAAACUACUCAAUCCUCGCGUAAGCGAAGCCAUGCUCAGAUGAUUGCCGAGGACGCAGAACUUUCGCUUGACGAAGAAGACCUCGAUGAUGACGCAGACGACGAUCUAUACGCAGAUGAAGCCCCCGUUGUCAAGCAGGCCACUUCUCAGAAUGCGGACUCUAGUGGUCCGGACAGCUACUUCUUCAGGAUACAUGACAACUUGUUCAGCAUGGGUCCCAUCAAGAACGUAUGUCUUGGAAAGUAUGCUACUGAUCAUCCUUCGGAGAAUGAUCUCGAACCACAACUAUCUUUGCUUGCGAGCGUUGGCCGAGAGCGCGCAUCAAAGCUUGCAUUCAUCAAUCGUGAACUAACCCCCAGCCCCCUUCGGUCCGUAGACGUACCCCAAGCCCAAGCAGUCUGGACCGCAUGUGCGAAGCAGGCGGCCCCACGUGGAUUGCCGAAGCCCACAGACGGUACACAGACUCUUGAAGUACAGCUAUCGUCCGACGCGCUGUACGACCAAUAUCUCAUCACCUGCCAUGUUGAUGACGACGGUGAAGGAAGUUCAAAGGUAUUCAAGAUCGACAACGAAGUCACCGACUCCAAAAUUGGUGACAGCAGUGCGAGCUAUACUGAGGUGACUGGAACCGAGUUCGAGGGUGAAGGUGAGACCUUGGAUGUGGGCAUCCUGGCUUCUGGUACAAGAAUCGUCCAGGUGAGAAAGCAUGAAGUCAGGAGUUAUGAUGCAGACCUUGGCCUUUCCCAAAUAUACCCCAUCAUUGAUGAGGAGACCGAUGCAGAGCUUACGGUCAUACACUCAUCCUUCUGCGACCCGUACCUUCUACUACUCAGGGAAGACUCGAGUAUGCAGAUCCUCCAAGUAGACAAGAGCGGCGAUCUCGAUGAACUAGAGCGCGGUGAUGCUGCAUUGGCUUCGAAGUGGUUGUCGGGCAGUGUGUACAAGUCCGAGAUGACAGGCGACAAAGCAUUAGCAUUUAUGCUCAAUGCGGAAGGAGGCCUCGCUGUCUUCGAGCUUCCAAAUCUCGAACGGCCCGUGUACGAGGCUUCCAAUCUCUCCGUCUUGUCACCAGUGGUCUCAAACGAGAGCGCGCCUCGUCGCGCUGCCGGCAAGGAGACUCUGACCGAGCUAGUCUUCGCGGAUCUGGGUGACGAAACGACUAAAUCGCCUUACCUUAUUCUACGUUCAGCUGCCGACGAUCUCAUAAUCUAUGAGCCAUUCCACCAUCCUACGGCUCCCUCCACAUCUUCAUCAUUCACCACAAACUUGCGAUUCCGCAAAGUGCCUGGGCUACACAUGCCCAAGUUCAGCGAAGACUCGUCGCUUCAGAACCCUGCCGCUUUAAGACUACUCCCCAAUGUUGGUGGGUACUCUACCGUUUUCAUGGCGGGUGGUUCGCCAAGCUUUGUCGUAAAAGAUGCUUCAACUCUGCCACGCAUUGUCAGUUUACGAGGAAAGGGUGUUCGUGGGCUCUGCGGUCUCAAUAGCCGGGAAUGCGAAGCUGGGUUUGCUUGGGUUGACACUACUGGUACGAUACGCGAGGGUCAAAUUCCCUCAGGUACAAGUUUCGCAUCCAAUGGUUGGUCUGUUCGCAAGUUCUCACCAUUCUCCGAACACGUCGAAGUGCAGAAGAUUGCCUAUCAUUCUGAGCGCGAUAUCUAUAUUGUCACAACGCAAGAAGAGAUCGACUUCCAUCCUCCCGAGGAUGAUCCUAGGCACCCAGCGGCAGAUGAGGAAAUCACACUUCGACCAAAAACACUGCAGUUCCGCGUCCAUCUCUACGAUGCAAAGGCUGACCGUAUCAUUGACACUUACGAUAUUCCACCUUACGAACUUGUCACGUCGAUGGAAGUCAUGUCUCUGGAAGUCUCCGAAAUCACACAUCACCACAAGCUAUUGGUUGCGUUGGGAACUAUCUCACAAAGAGCAGAGAACUACGCCGCGAAGGGCUGUAUCUACACACUCGAGAUUAUCGAUGUUGUACCAGAGCCUGGCCAACCAGAGACAGGGAAGAAGUUCCGUGUCUUUGGCAGGGAAGAGACUAAGAGCGGCAUCACGGCCUUGAUGGGUAUUGCUGGUCUUGUUGGUACUGCUCAAGGACAGAAACUCAUGAUUCGUGGACUGAGAGAGGAUGGAUCGUGUCUACCUGUUGCCUUCCUCGACGCACAAUGUUACAUGACAUCGUUGAAGACGCUGGCAAGUAGCAAGCUCUGGAUUGCUGCUGAUGCCUGGAAGGGCCUCUGGUUCGGUGGAUUCGGAGAGGAGCCUUACAAGCUUUCGCUUUUCGGCAAGUCUCGAUCUCAGAUGGAAGUCGUUUCGGCUGAGUUUUUGCCUUUCGAGGGUCAGCUGUACAUCCUUAUCAUUGAUGCGGACCUCGACAUGCACGUACUGCAAUACGACCCCGAGCACCCCAAAUCCCUGUCAGGUCAACGUCUACUGCAUAGAAGCACCUUCCAUGUUGGUCACAUGCCGACCUCGAUGACAUUACUACCUUCCACUUUAUCUCCAUUCGCCGAACAGAAUCCCGAUGAGGAGAUGGCAGACGAUGAUACAGAGCCCUCCAAGACACCUAGUCUCAAUCACAUUCUUAUCACAACACAAACUGGAAGUAUUGCACUACUCACACCUCUCGACGAGGCAACCUACCGUCGCCUUUCAGCACUGCAAGCAACGCUUUCUAGUAUUCUUGAACAUUCGGCUGGUCUAAACCCUCGGGCCUAUCGUGCGGUCGAGAGCGAAGGUCUUGGUGCUAGAGGCAUUGUCGACGGAGACCUGAUUACCAGGAUUUACGAGCUUGGUGCUGGUAAAAGACUUGAGGUACUUGGAAGAGCCGGUGCAGAAGUCUGGGGUAUGAGAAGCGAUUUGGAAAUUAUCGCUGGUGAAGGAUUGGGAUACUUGUAGAAUUGCCUUGAGCAACAAUUCUCAAUAUUAUUCUUUCUCUCCA
This is a messenger RNA of Aureobasidium pullulans EXF-150, 4279 nucleotides long. Its product is annotated as protein CFT1. The transcript is spliced from 8 exons. Lineage: Eukaryota; Fungi; Ascomycota; Dothideomycetes; Dothideales; Saccotheciaceae. The record is from RefSeq and is a predicted model, not a curated record. Gene Ontology annotation, molecular function: nucleic acid binding; protein binding. Gene Ontology annotation, cellular component: mRNA cleavage and polyadenylation specificity factor complex; nucleus. The coding region runs from base 31 to 4236 and encodes 1401 amino acids.